AUGCUUGACGAUCCAACGAACAUCAGACUCCCCAGCAUCAGCGAGUGGAUGCCUGGCAAAAGAGCCAUUGGGUACACGCACAAAGGCCUACUAUACAGCACAGGCGCAGGUCACCCAGAUACGAAACAGACAUUCACCACAACUCCCCGACGCCCGCAUCCCUCCCUUGAGGGCAAGAGCGGACUCCUCGACUUCGUCGGGAGGGCCGCCCUCGAGGAGCUCGCCCACCAAUGCGCAGCGGCCGCUGUCCCCCGCCUAUAA
Pleurotus ostreatus (oyster mushroom) is the source of this 261-nucleotide messenger RNA. RefSeq lists its product as uncharacterized. Bases 1 to 261 code for a protein of 86 amino acids. The transcript has 2 exons. Lineage: Eukaryota; Fungi; Basidiomycota; Agaricomycetes; Agaricales; Pleurotaceae. The record is from RefSeq and is a predicted model, not a curated record.